This is a messenger RNA of Naegleria fowleri, 2394 nucleotides long. RefSeq lists its product as uncharacterized. The transcript has a single exon. The record is from RefSeq and is a predicted model, not a curated record. NCBI's taxonomy places the organism in Eukaryota, Heterolobosea, Eutetramitea, Acrasida, Naegleriidae. The coding region runs from base 1 to 2394 and encodes 797 amino acids.
AUGUUGUUAUUUCUCCUCACUUCAGUUGCUGCUGACGUUUAUCCUUUAUCCUCAACAACAACAACAAGACGACGACGACUAGGAAGAAAUUCAUUCAACGGGUCUCACUCAUCACCAUCAGUGGUGGUGGUGGUGGUGGUGUUUUUUGUAUUUCGACUCUCCUUACUUCUCUUUUUAUUACAAACACUCGUUUCGGACCUGGUUCAUGCUCAAAACUAUCGUGCCUCUCUCAAACUAUACAAUGGAGAAAUCGUAACACUCUCUUCACAGCAGAAUUUAGCUAUAUUUACUCAGCAACAACAAGUGAAUCCCAAUAUUCAAUAUCAAGUCAUGAAUGUUGAAAAUGGAUACUUUCGAAGAAAUCAAUCCACCAAUGUGGAAAUUACUCAAUUCAAUCAAAAGGAGAUUGAUCAAGGUUUGAUUCAAUUCGUACAUCAAGCAGAUCAAGAGAAACCAGUGAUUCAACUCGUGUACUAUGACACCACCACCACCACCACGAGUGGAGGAUCCAAACAAACCUUAAAUAUGAAUGUACAAUUCUCCAUGUUUAGAAAGAAUGCAUUUGGUGCACCCACACCUCUCAUUCAACAUCAAUACAAAAAUGGUAAUAUCGUACUACAGAUAAGAAUAUAUAAGAAAAAUCUAGAUGUGAACCAACAAGCUUACUACAAUCUUGGAAUUUCAUCCUCUUCGAACAUGGAUGGAUAUGUGUGCACCAAUCAGAAUAUUCUCAAAAAUAACUUUAAACUCUAUAAGGAUGCAGAUUAUUACCAAAUCUAUCAAACCUCAAUACCUUUGAAUGAUUUUAUUCAACAAUCGUCACAACAAGAUGGAUCCUCAAUGACCAAUGGUGCUCUUCAAUCCUUCUAUAAUACUAUUUAUAUGACUUACAUGUUAGUCACCAAUCAAGACGUGUCUCAAUGCUACACCGUUUCCUUUAAAAGAAAUUUCAUUCUUCAUGUGGGACUGAGUGUGUCAUGUGUGGGCUCUACCUCAUUAACCAUUAUAAAUGUUUGUACCAAUGAGAAGGACAAGUUAGAAGUCUCAUGUGAAUUUGAAUCACCCAAUGAUAUUGAUUGGUGUGAUGUGAAGAGUAUGGAGAGUAACAAACCUUCCUUCAAAACCACCAAAUUUGAGAAAGUUCCAAGUUCCUCUUCUGCUCAGAAGCGUGUCUAUCGAAUGACCUUUGAAUCGGUGGACUCUGCCAAAUCCUCUUCUUCUCUAUUCAACGGUACUUACUCACUGUAUGCAACGAAUAUCAAUCCAUCUGUUCCACUCUAUUCUCUCAAUCUUCAAUAUCAGAUACCUUAUGCUUCUUCCUCAACCAAUGACAUUCCCAUGAUGGAUAGUAAGACCAUGAUUGGACUCUAUAUUGAUGAUAAGGCCAUUCUCAAUAAUGCAAUUCGAAGUGGAAGGGAUGGGACUCGUACUUCCUUCUCUCCAAUGGAUACCAGUACUAGUGGUUGUAGUAGUAGUAGUAGUAGUAGUGGUCGUGAUAGUACGACAUUGACAACAAGAGCCAUCAGAAAUGCAAUGCCCACCACUACUACUACCACCACCACUACUACCACCACAACACUACUUCCUCUCUACAACACUCUUUUCAAAGAUAGUGAUCGACUCUAUGCCAAAGUAUCACUCAUUGAUAGUAAUACCAUUUCCAUUGGAUACAAUCAAUUACUCAUUCCUUACAAUGCUUACAUGUGUUGUAUCAAAUCAUUGGAUGGUAGUAUGCCACCCUACCAUCCAUCCUCACCAUCCUCUCAACCUGGAUGUACUGUGUAUGAUCCAAGUACCAUGUAUUAUCAGGUACGAUUAAUUCAAGAUGGAAAUGUAUUAAGUGAUCCACUCUUAGAUGUCAAGUAUUACAAUGCAGCAUCUAUUGGAGGAUAUGGUAAUAAUAAUAAUUAUGGACUAUCCUUUAAAUUAUCAUCACUCAGGUCCCCCAGUGCCAAUGAGGAAUCAACCACCACAAAGGUCCCAAUGAGUGCCUCGAAUCCCUCUCGAAAAUGUUUUCUCCAUAUUGAGAGUACUGUCAAAACCUUUGAUUCUUCACUUCCAGGACAAUCCUAUGAUCCUUCACUACAAAUUCUUUAUGAUUUAGUUUCAUCAACUAGUUCUCAGGCAUCAGGUAAUGUUCGAACCUUAUCGUACGGUGAAUCAAAUAGUCGUACGACUGUUAAACCUCGAGCCAAUCCAUUUCCACUCAAUUCCAUGGAUGUUUCCUUUCAGACGUUUAUUGUUCAACCUUCAAGUGGUGUUCAACUUGUUGCAAAAAUGGUUCAACAAGUGAAUCAUGUCAACCAUGUGGAUCGUGUCAAAAGUUCAUCACCUCUCAGAAUCAUGAUACUUGUGGUGAUUUUCAUGAUAAUAUUGUCAUCUCUUGUGUGUUGA